AUGAAAUGGGUAACAUUGCUCAAGGACUUUAAAGAGAAGGUCGGAUUAACUCAAGCUCCAGCUGCUCCUUCUUCAUCCUCUCCUGCUACUGCCGCUGCUUCUUCUUCUUCCCCCUUUUCUGCUUAUCCAUCCAAUCGGAAUAGCAAUGCUUCCCCUUCUUCAUCUUCCCUUUACCAAGGCUACAACGCUUCCCCCGAGAGAGAUAGACAUGAAUUGGAAUUGGACUUCAAGAGAUUUUGGGAAGAGUUCCGCUCAUCCAGCUCUGAGAAGGAGAAAGAAAUGGCCCUGAACCUUACCGUAGAUGUCUUUUGUAGAUUAGUGAGGCAGCAUGCUAAUAUAGAUCAGUUAGUUACCAUGUUAGUUGAAACCCACAUAUUCUGCUUUGUUGUUGGAAGAGCAUUUGUAACUGAUAUCGAGAAGAUUAAAAUUAGUAGCAAAACAAGAUCUUUGGAUGUAGAGAAAUUGCUGAGAUUCUUUUCGGAGAUUUCAAAGGAAGGUAUUAGUGCUGGAUCAAAUUUGUUAACGGCUUUAGAAGUCCUUGUAUCUGGGCCCAUUGACAAACAAUCCCUUCUGGAUUCCGGGAUAUUAUGCUGUCUCAUCCAGAUUCUGAAUACCUUUCUGAGUCCUGAAGCCAUUCAAUUGCAAAGGUCUACUGAUACGGAAGAAAAAUUGUUACUUGGAGGAGACCAUGAUAAUGAAGUUGGGGAGGUUCCCCGCCUUGAGGUGGAGGGACGAGUUGUACACAUUAUGAAAGCACUGGCAAGCCAUCCUUCAGCAGCACAGUGUUUGGUUGAGGAUGAUUCACUUCAGAUGCUUUUUCAGAUGGUUGCCAAUGGAUCUCUAAAGGUCUUCUCUCAAUCCAGAGAAGGUCUUCUUUGUCUGCAUAGCAUGCAACUUCAUAGACAUGCGAUGCAGAUACUCGGCCUUCUUUUGGUCAGUGACAAUGGAAGCACUGCCAAAUAUAUACGCAAACACCAUCUGAUAAAAAUUCUCUUAAUGGCUAUCAAAGAUUUCAAUCCAGAAUGCGGAGAUCCUGCCUACACGAUGGGCAUUGUUGACUUGUUGCUUGAAUGUGUAGAAUUGUCACACAGACCGGAGGCUAGUGGAGUCAGGCUCAGGGAAGAUAUACAUAAUGCUCAUGGUUAUCAGUUCCUUGUUCAAUUUGCAUUGGUAUUGUCCUCGAUGCCGCAAAAUCAGAAUUCUCAGUCAGCCUAUUUCAAGGGUUCUAUAGGGCAAGAUGACUCGCCAGAUGGUCUUCAAGAGUCGCAAAAGCUGUCUCCUGCAUUGUCUAGGUUGCUUGAUGUUCUCCUCAAUCUCGCUCAGAUAGGUCCGCCUGAAACAGCAGCAUCUCCUGGAUCAAAAGUUUCUAAGACUACUCUUAAUAGGUCGAGUGGCUAUAGCAGAAGUCAUACUUCAUCUCUUGAUUUAGCUGGUGACGAAAACUGGGAGAAGGACAGUACCAAGGUUAAAGACCUUGAAGCUGUCCAGAUGUUGCAAGAUAUCUUUCUGAAGGCAGACAGUAGAGAGCUGCAGGCAGAAGUGCUGAAUCGGAUGUUUAAGCUGUUUUCAAGUCAUCUUGAUAAUUAUAAAUUGUGCCAGCAAUUAAGGACAGUUCCACUUCUUAUCCUGAAUAUGGCUGGUUUCCCUCCUUCUUUGCAAGAGAUAAUCCUGAAGAUUCUUGAAUAUGCUGUGACUGUUGUCAAUUGUGUUCCAGAGCAAGAGCUGCUUUCUCUUUGUUGCUUACUGCAGCAACCAAUAUCAUCAGAGCUGAAGCACACUGUUCUCUCAUUCUUUGUAAAACUUUUAUCCUUUGACCAACAGUAUAAGAAGGUCUUGCGUGAAGUUGGUGUACUGGAAGUUCUGUUAGAUGAUGUGAAACAACACAAAUUUCUUUCUGGCCCUGAUCAAGAAAGUGUGAGCAAAGACCAGCCUGAUAGAACAUCUGGUUCGAGCAGCUUCAAGAAACACUGGGAUAAUAAAAAUGUUAUCCUUUCUUCUCCCAAGCUAAUGGAAUCUGGUUCUGGAAAGUUACUGAUAUUUGAAAUGGAGAGUACGGUUUCUGUGGCUUGGGACUGUUUGGUAUCUUUAUUGAAGAAAGCAGAGCCAAAUCAAGCAUCAUUCCGAGCAGCUAAUGGUGUGACUAUCAUUCUUCCUUUUCUGGUAUCAGAAAUCCACCGUGCUGGGGCUCUCCGGAUGCUGUCAUGUUUGAUUGCGGAAGAUGUUAAACAGGAUCAUGCUGAAGAAUUGGGUGCACUUGUCGAGGUUCUCAAAAGUGGGAUGGUUACAAGUGGAGCAGGACAUCAAUACAGGCUUCAAGUGGAUGCUAAAUGUGACACGAUGGGUGCUUUGUGGCGUGUUCUGGGAAUGAACAGUUCUGCUCAGAGGGUCUUCGGUGAAGCUACUGGAUUUUCUCUGCUUCUGACAACACUUCAUAGCUUCCAAGGGGAAGAGGGUCGGAGUGAUGAUUCUUCACAAGCGGUUGUUAUCAAGCUGUUCACAUACUUAUUACGUCUUAUGACAGCCGGAGUCUAUGAUAAUGUUUUAAAUAGGAUGAAAUUGCACACAAUCAUUUCAUCUCAUACGUUCUAUGACCUUCUCUGCGAGUCUGGGUUGCUUUCUGUCGAAUGUGAAAGGCAAGUCAUACAAUUGUUAUUUGAGCUUGCUCUUGAAAUUGUGAUUCCCCCAUUCUCGUCAUCAGACAAUGCUACAUCAACAGAAAUGGUCAACUCUGAUUCUGCUGUUUUUCUUCUGAUAACCCCGUCUGGUUUGUUUAAUUCUGAUAAGGAGAGAAUUUAUAAUGCUGGGGCUGUUAGAGUGCUCAUUCGUUCGUUAUUGCUCUUCACUCCCAAGGUGCAGUUAGAAGUGCUUAAUCUUAUUGGUAGGCUUGCUCACGAAAGCCCCUUCAAUCAGGAAAACCUCACAUCUGUAGGUUGCAUUGAGCUUCUAUUGGAAACAAUUCACCCGUUCCUUUCCGGCUCAUCUCCACUGCUUACUCAUGCGUUGAAGAUUGUUGAAAUUCUUGGAGCAUACAGGAUGUCAGCAUCAGAACUUCGAUUACUUAUUAGAUUUGUUCUACAAAUGAGGAAGAUGAAUUCAGGACAUAUUCUUGUCGACAUGAUGGAACGACUGAUUCUAACUGAAGAUAUAGCUGCUGAGAAUGUGGCCUUAGCACCGUUUGUGGAGAUGGAUAUGAGCAAGAUUGGACACGCUGCUGUUCAAGUGUCUCUUGGCGAGAGAUCUUGGCCUCCUGCUGCUGGUUAUUCAUUUGUAUGCUGGUUUCAGUAUAAGAACUUCUUGAAAGCUCAGGCGAGGGAUGUAGAACCAUUCAAAGGUGGCCUGUCUAAAAGGAGGGCCAUCUCUAGUGGCCAGAAUGAACGCCAUCUGCUCCGGUUAUUUUCUGUUGGUUCUUUUGAUAAGGAGAACAUGUUUUACGCAGAACUUUACCUGCAAGAAGAUGGUGUGUUAACUCUUGCUACUAGUAACUCUUGUUCAUUGUCGUUCUCGGGCUUGGAUCUAGAAGAAGGUAGAUGGCAUCACCUUGCUGUUGUUCAUAGCAAACCAAAUGCUCUAGCUGGAUUAUUUCAAGCUAGUGUUGCAUAUGUCUAUCUCAAUGGAAAACUGAGGCAUACAGGGAAACUAGGAUAUUCUCCCUCUCCCCCUGGGAAGGCAUUGCAGGUAACAAUUGGGACGCCGCAUACUUGCGCCAAAAUUAGCGACGUGACCUGGAAACUUCGUUCUUGCUAUCUUUUUGAGGAGGUGCUCACAUCUGGGUGUAUAUGUUUUAUGUACAUUCUUGGUCGAGGAUACAGAGGGCUCUUCCAGGACUCUGAUAUUUUACGCUUUGUCCCUAACCAAGCUUGUGGGGGAGGCACAAUGGCUAUCUUAGAUUCAUUAGAUGCUGAGAUGACCUUAGGAAGCACACAAAAAACUGAAACUUCUGGAAGGCAUGUUGACUCUAAGGCGGAUGGUAGUGGGAUUGUUUGGGAUUUGGAGAGGCUGUCCAACUUGUCCUUGCAGCUUUCUGGGAAGAAACUAAUAUUUGCAUUUGAUGGAACCUGUUCUGAAGUUGUCCGUGCAUCUGGGACCUUCUCUUUGCUCAAUUUGGUUGAUCCCAUGUCGGCUGCAGCUUCUCCUAUAGGAGGUAUACCAAGGUUUGGACGUUUGUAUGGUGACAUACAUGUUUGUAGACAAUGUGCGAUUGGCGAUACAAUUUGCCCUGUUGGUGGUAUGCCAGUUGUCCUUGCACUUAUUGAAGCAGCUGAAACAAGGGAUAUGCUUCACAUGGCUCUAACUUUACUUGCAAGUGCCCUCCAUCAGAAUCCGCAGAAUGUGAAAGACAUGCAAAAGUACAGAGGCUAUCAUUUGUUAGCUUUAUUCUUGCGCCGGAGGAUGUCUCUAUUUGACAUGCAAUCUCUUGAGAUAUUUUUCCAAAUUGCAGCAUGCGAGGCUUCAUUUUCUGAACCAAGGAAGUUGGGAAAUUCUCAAGUAAAUUUGUCUCCUGGUGCAUCUCUACAAGAAGCUAGCUUUGAGGAUCUUAGCUUGUCAAAGUUUCGUGAUGAAACCUCUUCUCUUGGAUCACAUGGGGAUUUUGAUGAUUUUUCUGGACAAAAAGAUUCAUUCAGUCAUUUUUCUGAGCUUGAAAAUUCUGAUAUGCACGCUGAAACUUCAAAUUGCAUUGUCCUGUCAAAUGCAGACAUGGUUGAGCACGUAUUGCUGGAUUGGACGUUGUGGGUAACAGCACCAGUUUCAAUUCAGAUAGCUCUAUUAGGAUUUCUUGAGCAUUUGGUUUCCAUGCACUGGUACAGGAAUCAUAACCUUACACUGCUUCGUCGAAUUAACCUUGUUCAACAUUUAUUAGUGACGUUGCAGCGUGGGGAUGUUGAAGUUCCUGUCUUGGAGAAAUUGGUUGUGUUGCUUGGGGUUAUCUUGGAAGACGGUUUUGUGGCUUCUGAGCUGGAAAAUGUGGUUAGAUUUGUCAUUAUGACAUUUGAUCCACCUGAAGUGAAACCAAGGCAUCAACUAAUGCGAGAGCCUAUGGGUAAGCAUGUAAUUGUAAGAAAUAUGCUUCUUGAAAUGCUUAUCGAUCUCCAAGUGACUAUCAAAGCUGAAGAGUUGCUUGAGCAAUGGCAUAAGAUUGUAUCAUCAAAAUUGAUCACAUAUUUUCUUGACGAAGCUGUCCAUCCUACAAGCAUGAGAUGGAUAAUGACUCUUCUCGGGGUUUGUCUUGCUUCUUCUCCGACAUUUGCGCUUAAAUUUCGUACAAGUGGUGGAUAUCAGGGUUUAGUGCGGGUUCUUCCUAGCUUCUAUGAUUCACCUGAAAUAUAUUACAUUUUGUUCUGUCUAAUAUUUGGCAAGUCAGUUUACCCAAGGUUACCUGAAGUGCGUAUGCUAGAUUUUCAUGCCCUUAUUCCAAGUGAUGGAAGCUACACAGAGUUGAAAUUUGUGGACCUGUUGGACUCUAUCGUUGCAAUGGCAAGGUCAACAUUUGAUAGGCUGAGCUCACAGUUUAUGCAUGCAUAUGAAACUGGAAAUCUUUCCCAGAUUGGUGCAAGCCUUGUGGCAGAGCUUGUUGAUGGAAAUGCAGACAUGGCAGGAGAGCUUCAGGGUGAAGCUCUUAUGCACAAGACAUAUGCAGCUCGCUUAAUGGGUGGGGAAGCAUCUUCUCCUGCUGCUGCGACCUCAGUACUGAGAUUUAUGGUUGACUUGUCAAAAAUGAGCCCUGCCUUUUCAGCUGUUUGCAGGAGGACAGAAUUUCUUGAAAGUUGCAUUGACCUAUACUUUUCUUGCAUCAGGGCAGCUUAUGCAAUAAAGAUGGCCAAAAUGCUAUCUGAAAAAACUGAAGAAAAGAACUUGAAUGACACUGAUGAUGCUGGUAGUUCGCAGAACACCUUUACAAGUUUGCCUCAUGAACCUGAGCAUUCUAUGAAGACAUCCAUUAGUGGUGGGAGCUUCCCUCAAGCCAAUGCAAGUACAAGUUCUGAGGACAUGCACGGUCCUCAAAAUUACACCGAUGAUGAUAAAAAAGAAAAAAAGGUCACCGAUACCAAGGAACCUGAAAUAUCACAGCAAGAAGGUAUCCAAAUGGUGGAUGGUGACACUGCUGACAAAUUGUCUCAUACCUUGAGCUCCAAUGACUUGAAAAUACAAAAUACUGAUGCAGCUGUCGAUGCACCUCCACAAGCUGAUUCCCAGAGUUCAGCAUCAUUCACAAUUGUUAAUUCUCCUGUUGUAUCUGAAAAGUCUAGCACGAAAGUUGCUUUCACACCUUCAUCUCCUGCUAUUGUGUUAAAUUCUGGGAUGAGUGGUGCAACCCACAAUGAAUACAAAGUUUUGCCACCAAGUCCUUCUGUUGAAUCAUUUGUAUCUGGCAGCGAAUAUGAUGCAUCUAGUGAAUUGAAGGCUGGUCCUCAAGUCUCAUCUGCUAUGACUGCCUUAUCUUCAGUUAGUGCACAGCUGCUUCUUGAAGUAGAUGAUUCUGGCUAUGGAGGUGGUCCAUGUUCUGCUGGAGCAACUGCUGUGUUGGAUUUCGUGGCAGAAGUUCUUUCAGAAUAUUUUACAGAGCAGAUGAAAGCAUCACAAGCAAUUGAGGCUGUCUUGGAAAUGGUACCUUUAUAUGUUGAUGCUGAAUCUGUGCUAGUUUUCCAGGGCUUAUGCCUUAGCAGACUGAUGAACUUUGUUGAAAGACGACUUUUGCGUGAUGACGAGGAAGAUGAGAAAAAGCUUGACAAAACUCGGUGGUCCUCGAACUUGGAUGCAUUGUGUUGGAUGAUAGUCGAUCGUGUAUACAUGGGUGCGUUUCCUCAACCUGGCGACGUAUUGAGAACUGUUGAAUUCUUGUUGUCAAUGUUGCAGUUGGCAAACAAAGAUGGUCGUAUCGAGGAAGCAGCUCCUGUCGGCAAGGGUCUUAUUUUCUCAAGAGGAAGCAAGCAACUCGAUGCUUUUAUACUUUCGUUGCUUAAGAAUACCAACAGGAUGAUCAUGUAUUGCUUUCUUCCAACGUUUUUGGUGGCUAUUGGGGAGGAGGAUCUUCCAUCCAGUUUAGGUUUGCUUAGUGAACCCAAGCAAAGACCAACAUCGAAGUUGUCACUAGAUGAUCCUGGAAUAGAUAUCACUGCUGUCCUACAGUUAUUAGUUGCUCACAGGCGCAUCUUAUUCUGUCCUAGCAAUCUUGACACUGAUGUGAAUUGUUGUCUCUGCAUCAAUCUAGUGGCUCUCCUUCAUGACCAUAGACAAAGUGUACAAAAUGUGGCAAUCGAUAUUCUCAAGUAUCUGCUGGUGCACCGGAGGCCUUCAUUAGAAGACUUGCUUGUUUCCAAACCGAACCAGGGACAGCAAAUCGAUGUACUCCAUGGUGGUUUUGAUAAAUUAUUGACUGGAAGUAUAUCUGCUUUUUUUGAGUGGUUUGAAAGUUCAGAACAUCUGGUCAGUAAAGUGUUGGAACAGUGUGCAGCCAUUAUGUGGGUCCAGUAUGUUGCAGGAUCUGUUAAGUUUCCAGGUGUUAGAAUCAAAGGGAUGGAGAGUCGUCGUAAGAGGGAGAUAGGGAAAAGAUCUCGAGAUACUUCAAAGGUGGACCUCAGACAUUGGGAGCAGGUAAAUGAGCGGAGGUAUGCAUUAGAAAUGGUUCGUGAUGUGAUGUCUACUGAAUUGAGGGUUGUCCGUCAAGAUAAGUAUGGAUGGGUUCUCCAUGCUGAAAGUGAAUGGCAAACCCUUCUUCAACAACUUGUACAUGACCGUGGAAUCUUUCCAAUGCGCAAGUCCUCUGCGACUGAAGAUCCAGAGUGGCAGCUUUGUCCUAUUGAAGGUCCAUACAGAAUGCGCAAGAAACUUGAGAGGUGCAAAUUGAGAAUUGACACUAUUCAAAAUGUUCUUGAUGGGCAGUUUGAAUUAGGAGACACAGAACUAUCUAAAGCAAAACAUGGCAAUGGCUUUGAUGACUCUGAUACUGAUUCUGAGCUAUUUUUCAAUCUAUUGACUGAGGAUGACAAACAGAUUGGUGAUGAUGGUGACAUGUAUGGGGAAUCUUUUAAGGAUGCAAUUGGGCCCAAAGGUAUUGCUUCUGUCAGAAGUGUAUACAAUGAUGACAAAGCGAGUAGUGUGAAUGAACCAAGCCUUCAUUCAGCACAAGAUUUUGGUGUUAAGUCUAGUGCGGUUUCUGUUCCUAUGUCAGAAAGCAUGCUAGAAAAAUCUGAACUAGGGUCUCCAAGGCAAUCAUCAUCUAAUAGAACUGAUGACACCAAAGUCACCGAGGACAAGUCAGAUAAGGAACUGACUGAUAAUGGUGAAUAUCUUAUUAGACCAUAUCUGGAGCAUCUGGAAAAGAUUCGAUUCAAGUAUAACUGUGAACGAGUUGUCGGUCUGGACAAACAUGAUGGUAUAUUUCUUAUAGGAGAGCUUUCUUUGUACGUGAUUGAGAACUUCUAUAUCGAUGAUAAUGGGUGCAUCUGUGAAAAGGAAUCCGAAGAUGAACUGUCCAUUAUUGACCAGGCUUUAGGUGUGAAGAAGGAUCUUCUGAGCAGCAUGGAUUUCCAGUCCAAGUCAACUGCCUCCUGGAGUACAACUGUAAAAACAUGCAUUGGUGGAAGAGCAUGGGCUUAUAAUGGUGGUGCUUGGGGUAAGGAAAAAGUAUGCAACAGUGGUAACUUGCCUCAUCCUUGGCAUAUGUGGAAGCUAAAUAGUGUUCAUGAGAUUUUAAAACGCGAAUACCAGCUUCGCCCUGUUGCAGUUGAGAUAUUUAGCAUGGAUGGAUGCAAUGAUCUCCUUGUAUUCCAUAAAAGAGAGAGGGAGGAGGUGUUCAAAAAUCUGGUUGCCAUGAAUCUUCCCAGGAAUAGCAUGUUGGACACUACGAUUUCAGGAUCAGCAAAGCAAGAAGGCAAUGAGGGUAGCCGUUUGUUCAAGAUAAUGGCUAAAUCAUUCUCCAAAAGAUGGCAAAAUGGAGAGAUUAGCAACUUCCAAUAUCUUAUGCAUCUCAACACUUUGGCUGGUCGGGGAUAUAGUGAUCUGACCCAGUAUCCGGUGUUCCCAUGGGUCCUUGCUGAUUAUGAAAGUGAAACUCUUGACUUGUCUAAUCCUAAAACAUUCAGACAGCUGGACAAACCCAUGGGCUGUCAAACUGCAGAGGGGGAAGAGGAGUUUAAGAAAAGAUAUGACAGCUGGGAUGAUCCGGAGGUUCCAAAGUUUCAUUACGGUUCUCAUUAUUCUAGUGCUGGGAUUGUUCUGUUCUAUCUUGUGCGCCUGCCACCUUUCAGUGCAGAGAAUCAGAAGCUGCAAGGAGGGCAGUUUGACCAUGCUGAUCGCCUUUUCAAUAGUAUUAGAGAUACUUGGUUGAGUGCUGCUGGAAAGGGAAACACAUCUGAUGUGAAAGAAUUGAUUCCAGAGUUCUUUUACAUGCCAGAGUUUCUUGAAAAUAGGUUCAACCUUGACUUGGGUGAAAAGCAAUCAGGAGAAAAGGUAGGGGAUGUCAUGUUACCCCCAUGGGCCAAAGGCAGUGUCAGAGAAUUCAUUAGGAAGCAUAGGGAAGCACUUGAAUCUGACUUUGUUUCAGAGAAUCUGCAUCAUUGGAUAGACCUCAUUUUCGGGCAUAAACAGAGGGGAAAGGCGGCCGAGGAAGCUGUUAAUGUUUUCUAUCAUUACACGUACGAAGGAAGUGUCGAUAUCGAUUCAGUGGCAGACCCUGCAAUGAAAGCUUCUAUUCUAGCCCAGAUCAACCACUUUGGCCAAACACCGAAACAGUUGUUUCUCAAGCCCCACGUGAAGAGGCGGCCAGAUAAAAAGCUUCCUCAUCCCCUUAAGUAUUCGUCUUACCUUGCUCCGCACGAAGUCCGAAAGGCCACAUCCCCAAUAACUCAGAUCAUUAGCUAUCACGAGAGAGUUCUGGUGUCUGGGACAAACAGUUUGCUGAAACCCAGAACCUAUACCAAAUGUGUUUCGUGGGGGUUCCCUGACCGCAGCCUGAGAUUCACCAGUUAUGAUCAGGAGAGACUUCUCUCAACACACGAGAAUCUUCACGGUGGUAAUCAGAUUCAGUGCGUCGGUGCUAGUCACGAUGGUCAGAUUCUGGUUACCGGUGCAGAUGAUGGUCUGAUUUGUGCUUGGAGGAUCAUAAAAGAUGGCCCUCGUUUGAUCUCUCAACAUCUGGAGUUGGAAAAGGCACUCUGUGGCCAUACAUCCAGAAUUACUUGCCUUCAUGUUAGCCAACCUUAUAUGCUAAUUGUAAGCGGUUCUGAUGAUUGCACUGUUAUCAUGUGGGACCUUAGUGCCUUGGUCUUUAUCAGACAGUUGCCCGAGUUUCCGUCUCCAAUCUCAGCAAUAUUUGUGAACGAAUUGACUGGAGAGGUAAUGACAGCUGCUGGAAUUUUACUGGCUAUUUGGAGCAUCAAUGGGGAUUGCCUUGCCAUGAUUAAUACUUCCCAAUUGCCCUCUGAUUCUAUCUUGUGUGUGACUAGUUGUGCGUUCUCUGAUUGGCUGGAUACAAAUUGGUAUGUGACUGGACAUCAGAGUGGGGCAAUUAAAGUGUGGCAGAUGGUUCAUUGUUCAGACAAGGAGAAAAUCAGUUCAGCCUCGUCCUCCAGCAGCUCAACAAAUGGAUUGAAUUUAGGAAACAAGAAGGCGCCAGAAUACCGGCUGAUCCUGCACAAGAUAUUGAAAUUUCACAAGCAUCCUGUUACUGCCCUUUAUGCUACAAGUGAUUUGAAGCAGUUGUUGAGUGGAGAUUCUGGCGGGCAUUUGGUGUCUUGGACUCUGCCGGAUGAUAGCCUGAGAAAUUCAAUAAAGAACAAUGGGUUGAGAACCAAGCCUAGUCUCCUCGUGCCUUGUGUAACUUUUGGGAUGGUUGAUGGAAGAGAAACGUGCUAG
Linum trigynum is the source of this 10851-nucleotide messenger RNA. NCBI's taxonomy places the organism in Eukaryota, Viridiplantae, Streptophyta, Magnoliopsida, Malpighiales, Linaceae. The record is from the annotation of a GenBank genome assembly.